GCAGAACCGUACCGAAAUUCGUCUUGAGUAUGAGCACACCUUGUAUUUUUCCACCAUCGAGUUGAUCCAUAGGUGGUGGUGAUCCACGACUCAUUUGAGUGCAUUUGAGUUUUACGACAAGAGGCGAAAUCCGCAAACGCUACUGACUAGUGAAAGCGAAUGUCAGCGACAUGUGGCUAUGACGUUUAUAAAAUUCCCGAGCGGAAUACAUCACUGUCAUGUAGUACGAUGACGUAUAGACAUCAGAAUCGUUCAGAGUACUUAUUUUUUUUCAACUGUUAUCAUGGGAUCGAGAUUAAGGGAAAAUGUUAAACAACUUUUUGAAUGCUUCUGCGAAGUGGCUGCACCGAUAGGAGAGAAACCAGCUUGGAUACUCCAAAAAUACCCCAACUCCUUUUUAGAUGAAGAGAUACUUAAAUCUGUCCCCAAAUUUGCAUAUCCUUGCGAAUUUGAAAAUUUGUUGGUACAACAUUUUUCAUUUGUGCUUACUAGUAUAGAUUCGAAAUGGACCUUUGGAUUCUGCCGUCAUGAUCCCAAAACAGAAACGGCUCUAGUAGUUCUAAGUGCGCUUCCAUGGCAUGAAACAUUUUACAAGAUUUUGAAUCAUAUUGCAUCCUUAACUAGCAAUGCUAGCGGAGAAGAUCUCUGGAAGUUUCUUGAGAAUAUAUAUACAUGUGGAGUUCCAGUACCUGGAAACUCUAUAUCUAUCCCUUUACCCAAUUCUGCAGCGAAUUUUAUUUGUCAAAGCCCAAAGCAGUUUCAAUUACCCAGUAUCCCUGAAAAUAGGAAUCUGACUGAAUAUUAUAGUGCUGUAGAUUCGCACAAUAUGAUGAUAGUUUUUGCGUCUAUGUUAUAUGAACGCCGUAUUAUUUUCAUUUCAAAACGUCUGUCGAGGUUGAGUGCGUGUGUACAAGCAUGCAACGCUUUAAUUUAUCCAAUGAUUUGGCAACACAUUUAUAUCCCGGUUUUACCGUUAUCAUUAAUAGAUUAUUUAUUAGCGCCUAUGCCAUUUCUGAUUGGAGUGCCUACUCAAACACUUCAGAAAGUGCCCAAGAAUGAUUUGGGAGAAGUUGUCAUUUUAGAUGCUGAUAAUAACACAAUUGAGUCGCCGUUUGAAGAUUUGGAGUCUUUGCCUCAAGACGUAGUGACAAAUUUGAAGAAAGCAUUGCGUAACAGACCGGCUCUUCUCGGAGAUGGUGUAUCGAGGGCAUUCUUGCGUGCGUUAGUACAGUUAACUGCGGGUUAUAGAGAAGCAUUAACUUUACAGCAGGGCGAACGUAUCACGUUCAAUCAAAAUGCAUUCGUUGAAAGUAGGCCGUCUUCCAUGCAGCCCUUUUUACGGAAAAUGUUGGAACUACAAAUUUUUCAGCAAUUUAUAGAAGAAAGAUUAAACAUGCUUAAUUCAGGACUUGGUUUCUCAGAUGAGUUUGAAAUGGAAGCUUGUAGCUAUUCAGCUAAAUCAAGUAGUAAAUUUAUGCAACAAUACAGAGAAUGGACUUACACAAUGCGAAAAGAAAGUUCCGCAUUUUUUCGUAGUGUAAAAGAUAAGGCCAAUCCAGCAGUAAAAUAUGCUGUGAAAUCAGUAAAAGAUAAAGGCAAAGAUAUGAAAACGGCAUAUAAAGGAUUAAAAUGGAAAGGACGGUCUAAUAGAAAUGAAACUAGUAUGAGAUUUCAUCAACCACGAUCUGCUCCCAGCUCACCUACGUUCGAUAGAAGACCUAUUGGAUUUACAUCCCCGCCAAAAUCUCCAAAUGGAGUGUCAGCAGCAACUAGUUACCGAAAAGAUUUGCGUUUGCGGAAUAGUAAUUUUACUGACACAAGUAGAAAACAAUACUCACCUUUGAGUCCUAGUUCUCCUGAAGAAUCUGACUGUCCAUUGGAACAUAUAAAUAUAGACCUUAUGCAUGAACUUCGAGAUGUGAUAUUUCCAAGUACACCACCUGUGGAUAGAACGUUCUUGACUGUGGCAAAGAAUAUUCAACACAAUUUGAAACCAGUACGCAGUUUAGACAGCUUGAGACCUGCAUGGAGUGGGCACUUACGGCACGGUCCUCUACCUAAUAUCAUUACAAAUUCACAUAAAGUCUCCUCAACAAAGCAAAUUUUAUUUUCCUCUUCUCAUUCUCUUCCUCCCAACAAUUCGAUUAAUCAAUCGUUUGCUUCUAAUUCAACGACUAGAAAGUCAAACAUGGAGAUUGAAACGUUAUCUUUGCCCACAUUGCCCGGAUCUCACAAUCACAGUGCUCAACCAAAUAGAUUUUUACAUGAAUUGCAUGUACAUAACGAUUUUAUGAAAGCAGUUGCUAAUUUGUCAUCAUGUAUUUAUGAAAAAGAUAAAUCUGUGAAAGUGACAUCUGAGGAAAGAUUUUCUUUGAACGAAACAAAAAUCAAUUCAAAUGAUAUUUUUAUACAUUCAAAUUCAAUUUCAAAUACAUGGGACGGCGAGUCUUUCGAUAGACCUUUCAAAACAUCGAAUUUUCUUCAUGAAAUAAAUGAAGAUGACCCUUUUGAUACAAGUAGAGUAUUCAUGCCCACCUAUUUGCAACAAGCUGCACCACUUUUCAAAUCUACAAGUCCUUCGACGCCCACUCAAUUUCAUCCAUUCUCACAUCCACUUAAUGUUACAUCUUGCUCUGCACAGGCUAAGGAUUUUCCUGAUGUCCCAGACUUAAUACGACUAGAUUCAACAAAUAGCAACGACGACUUUGAUCCGCUUUUAUCUAAACCUUCUGAAUUUUCGGGCAUGAAACAGAUGAGUCAAUCGUUACAUUUACCCGAAAUGAGCAAGGGUCUCAGUAAUCCUUUGUACCCUUAUUUUCAACAGCCGUCGCACAAAAACAAUGACAAGCUGAAAACCUCUGACAAUGUAGGCGAUAUGGAUUUAUUACAAGCAUAUGGUAUAGAUUUUAAUAAAUUUAAUUUAUCCAAUGGUGAUAAUUCAUCCGCAAUGAACAUCGCCGCGUGUAAUCGAAGUGACAACAGUAUUAAUGAUACAAUGGACACAUUCAGUUUACCACUGAAUGCACCUGCCAUUAAAUCACAAAAUAAUUGGACAAAAUUUGAGUAAAAAAAAUAUCUAUAUAUAAAAUUAAAAUAUGUAGCGUGUAUAUAUAUGUAUACAUAUAUACAUAAAAACAUAAUACAUAUAUUAUAUGUACAUCAUUGUUUAUAAGUUUCGAAACGCUUGCGAUUUUUUCGCAUCUUAUACAAAAAGUUAAGUAUAAAAGUCUAAAAAAAUUCUUGAAAAAACUAUUAUUAAGCGAAUUAAUUACAUUAUAACAAACAUUUUUGCUCUUUCCGCAAAUUUUUUAACUUUAUAAAAUUAAAAAACAUUAAAAAAAUGUUCACAAGUGAAAUUUUUUUCAUAAGAAGUUUGAUGUUAUCGCAAGAAAUUACUGCGAUUUUUAUUAAUUAUUUUGAAAUUUAGAAAGCCCACUUUAAAAUAAUUUCAUCAAGCCACGACGCAUCAAAGUAAAAAAAUAUUGAAAAAAAAUAUCAAGGUUUAAUUUUAUGUCAUUUAGAAAUAAAAGCCAAAUGAAAAAUAUCUUUUUUUAAUUUAACAAAAAUUUCUUUAAUUUUUUCAUCGAGAUACUUUUUAUGAGAUGCAAGAAAAUUCCAAACAUUUCGAAACUUAUGAAGUAUGCAUAUCGUAUAUUUGCUACAAUCAUGACAUAAGUUGUUUUUUAUAAAAAAUUGUUUAUAAAGAAGAGAAAUUUUGAGAAAAUUCAAUACAUUAAAUAAGGAGCUAACAAUA
Messenger RNA from Monomorium pharaonis (pharaoh ant), 3754 nucleotides. RefSeq names its product DENN domain-containing protein 1A. Gene Ontology annotation, biological process: endocytosis; endocytic recycling. NCBI's taxonomy places the organism in Eukaryota, Metazoa, Arthropoda, Insecta, Hymenoptera, Formicidae. Gene Ontology annotation, cellular component: cytosol; intracellular membrane-bounded organelle. The transcript is spliced from 17 exons. Gene Ontology annotation, molecular function: phosphatidylinositol phosphate binding; guanyl-nucleotide exchange factor activity. The coding region runs from base 284 to 3067 and encodes 927 amino acids. The record is from RefSeq and is a predicted model, not a curated record.